AUGGCAGUAAAAGGAGCAAACAAAGCAUUAGUGCCACUUAGCAGUCCAACUUCUAAUUUACUUUGUUUUAUUUCAGAUAAACAGAAUCCUCCACCCAGGCCACCACCACCUUCUAACCGAUCCGCUUAUGACUCUCACGCUUCUGCGCCCGCUACGGCCACACCCGCAGUGAUCAAUCCUCCUUAUCCGGUUCAGUCCACUCCAUAUCCGUACAGUGCCUACACUUAUCCGAUGCCAACCGUACAGAUGCCGAUGGCCUACAAUCCUUAUUCCCAACCGGUGAUGCCAUAUCCUCAAGGUUACCCAGCUCAGCCACAGCAGCAACCUCAAUCUCAACCCCCACCUACACAGAUGCCCAAUUACCCUUAUCCUUAUCCCUAUCCUCAGCAACAAUGGCGUUGAAAAGUCUUCUUUUCUGUCGAAAUUUAGCAGGUGUCUUUAGACGAGACCGCUUUGGGACCACGUGACGAAUGUAAUUGGAGCCUAGAGAGAUUUUUCGGCAGCAUUAUUGUCAUUAAAAAAGAAUUUAUGCCUCAGAAUACCAAAUGCCUACUCUGCCUCGUUCAGUCAUUAAACUCACGUUAAGCUGUCCGAAAAGACGAUUGCCACUUUUGACCUCAAUAUGUAAUAAAGUUAAACAAAAAAAAACUUAUAAAAUAUAAAUUUAAAAUGUAGAAUAAUGUGCACAGAUUUGUAAAAAAAGAAACUAAGAAAAAUAAAACUUGUUUUCUAUACUU
Centruroides sculpturatus (bark scorpion) is the source of this 737-nucleotide messenger RNA. RefSeq names its product proline-rich extensin-like protein EPR1. Bases 1 to 402 code for a protein of 133 amino acids. The transcript has 3 exons. Lineage: Eukaryota; Metazoa; Arthropoda; Arachnida; Scorpiones; Buthidae. The record is from RefSeq and is a predicted model, not a curated record.